AAACCAAUAACACUGUCGGACUUCAGACUGUUCGGCGUUAAUUUAUAACACAAACUCAAACAAAACACUGCGUGGCAGCGGCAAUGGCGGUGUUGUGUCACAGUUUGAGGACAUUUCUGCUGUCAACAAUGAAACCGGAAGCUAGUUUGAUUAGCAGUAAAUAGGGUCAGUUUGCUAGGAAAAGCCUGAACACCAAAAUGUCUCUUGUUGAAUCAGAAGAAAGUCGGCCGCUGCUCAAAGGAGACGCCGACAGCAUACAGGAUGUCGAGAGGAGCCGGUGGAGGUCCAUCAGGGUCAUGUACUUCACCAUGUUCCUCAGCAGCAUGGGUUUCUCAAUCGUCAUCACGUCCAUAUGGCCUUAUCUACGUAAGAUUGACGACAGCGCAGACGCUAGUUUUCUGGGUUGGGUCGUGGCUGCGUAUAGCCUGGGACAGAUGGUGGCGUCGCCCCUGUUUGGACUUUGGUCCAAUCACAGGCCUCGAAAGGAGCCGCUGGUGUGUUCCAUAGCUAUCAACGUUGCGGCUAAUGUGUACUACUCCUACGUGUACCUGCCUCCGUCUUACAACAAAUACCACAUGCUCAUGGCUCGAGCGCUCAUUGGAUUUGGAGCAGGUAAUGUAGCUGUCGUGAGGUCCUAUUUAGCAGGAGCCACAUCGCUGAAGGAGAGAACCAGCGCGAUGGCGAACAUGAGCGCCUGCCAGGCUCUGGGCUUCAUCCUUGGCCCAGCUCUUCAGGCAGGUCUGUCGUUUAUCGGUGAGAAAGGCUUCACCAUGGACAUCAUUUACCUGAAGUUUAACAUGUACACGGCUCCGGCGCUGCUCGCAGCCUGCUUCGGCGUCAUCAACAUCCUGCUGGUUUUUAUCGUCCUGAGGGAGCAUUGUGUAGAUGACCAUGGCAACCAGAUCAGAGCGAUUAACUACGUCUCAGAAGAGCAACUCAUCGUGCCUCCUGAAGUGGAAGGAGAUAUCGACCAGAUCGCAGUGCUGACAUCCAACAUCCUUUUCUUCGUCGUCCUCUUCAUUUUUGCUGUGUUUGAAACUAUAGCCACUCCUUUAUCAAUGGACAUGUUUGCGUGGACAAGGAAAGAAGCUGUCCUGUACAACGGGAUCAUUCUGGCAGCCAUUGGCUUUGAGUCGAUUAUCGUGUUCCUCCUGGUGAAGGUGAUCUCCAUGCGGUUUGGUGAUCGUCCGGUGCUCUUCAGUGGCCUCGCCAUCAUAUUUAUCGGCUUCUUUAUCAUGCUCCCUUGGGGAAACCAGUAUCCAAAAAUUCAGUGGGCAGAUCUUCAGAACCGCUCCAUGCCAGUUUUGGGUCGUGCUCCGGUCUCGAACAGUAGUGUGGAACCGACCGGAUGCCCUUCAGAUCAGAUUUGGUGCCAGUUCACCCCCGCCAUCCACCUGGCACAAUACCUAACAUCUUAUAUCCUCAUAGGAGUCGGUUACCCCGCCUGCAACGUCAUGUCCUACACGCUGUACUCGAAGAUCCUGGGACCCAAACCACAGGGUGUGUACAUGGGCUGGCUGACGGCCUCAGGCAGCGGCGCUCGGACCCUGGGUCCUGUAUUUGUCUCUCAGGUCUAUACCAUCCUGGGUCCUCGCUGGGCCUUCAGUCUGAUCUGUGGGCUUGUCCUGGCAGCCAUCGUUCUCCUCACAGCGAUGUACAGACGACUCAUAGCCUUCUCUGUGCGCUACGGAAGGAUACAGGAGGGAUGAGGUCCGAGGGCCCAGACUGGAGUAUUUUACCUUCGUGAACUAAAGGCUCUGGAUGGUGGGAGAUGGACAGAAGUUUCCCAAGACUUGAUGUGAUUUCACAGGUCACGGAACAAUGCGCUUUUACAGAUUAGAGUGUGUACACACACACACACACACACACACACCUCCAGCUGUACAUUUCUCUACUAAUUUACAUGUCUUAAUUUGCAUACAUGAUUGGCUUUUAUAUUUUAUGAUGUAAUAACACAAAGGGCAUGUGCUUAAUGUGAUGAUAAUGGUCUAAAUUUUCCCAAAGCAUUGUCUCUCACCGUGCAGGUAUUUCAUGAAGGACGGUGUUCUCUUCACUGAGACAUUUAUGAACAAUUUAUACUGACAAAAAAAAAAAGCCUUCAGAAUAGAACGUGUUAAUAGCGAUGCUAUUUUGAAGUGUUUAAUAUAUAUACACAUGGAUUAUUUUUUUUAAUCACAGAUCCUCGUCAUAUCUGGAAACAAAGCUUUAUUAUAGAGCUUAUAUAUUUCCAUAGGAAAGCUAAAUGAAUGUUUUUAAAAAAUAUUUUAUGGAUGCUGUUAAGUGAAGAACUGGAUGCUCAGGUUGGGUUGAGUUUUACUGCUUAUUUAAAUUAAUACAGUAUUUUAAUGUAAUACAGUUCAGACACUGAGUGCACGGUCACUAAAAACGAACUAAAACGGGUUGGUAAGUAUUCUUUGUGGAUAUUUGUCCAGGACAAAUGGAUUAUUCUGGGGGAAUCAUUCUGUAAAAGACCAAACGGGUUUGAGUCUAAUUGUGAAAAUGUAUUUAUUAAACAUUAAAUAAUUGAGCCACUGAA
Molecule: messenger RNA, 2536 nt
Organism: Neoarius graeffei (lesser salmon catfish)
Lineage: Eukaryota; Metazoa; Chordata; Actinopteri; Siluriformes; Ariidae
Product: major facilitator superfamily domain-containing protein 8-like
Exons: 12
Coding region: 198-1709 (503 amino acids)
Biological process (GO): transmembrane transport
Cellular component (GO): lysosomal membrane
Molecular function (GO): transmembrane transporter activity
Source: RefSeq, a predicted model, not a curated record